GUCAAUAAGCGAGAAGUCACCCGAGUCUGCCUCUGGGACAGCCCCAGUCCGCCCAGUGGUGCCACGACUUUCUCUGCGGCGUGUUUUCAAUCAGAAGGAGAGGGCAGGGGACUACACUCUGAAAAUGGACUACCAGUGCGACACCCCGGAGAUCUCGGAGUCCGAGCUGGAGUGCACAGAUGAUGUGGAGGACCUGCCAGGGAUUGAGAUCUCGACCAUACACCUGGACGAGGCCAUUGAAGCAAUGCUUGUGCGGCGAAGGCGCCACGUUGCAUCUCAGGCGGAGAGGAGGCGGGCUUCAAACAGCUGGUGGCAUCGCCUUUUCGGCGGCUGCUUCCUUGAGGAGGAUCAGGGCACUCCGCGUGGCCUAACUAUGUCCAUGGUGGAGACCUUACCAGUCAGCAUGAUGACCCAGGGCCUGGCGAGUGGCCGGCAUUUGCCAAAGCUCGAACCGUGUGUUCAUGCCAGUGACGCGGCUGCUGGCAAACAGAGGCCAGAGGUACGGACCUGA
Molecule: messenger RNA, 511 nt
Organism: Symbiodinium pilosum
Lineage: Eukaryota; Dinophyceae; Suessiales; Symbiodiniaceae
Source: the annotation of a GenBank genome assembly